This is a messenger RNA of Talaromyces stipitatus ATCC 10500, 1212 nucleotides long. RefSeq names its product phosphotyrosyl phosphatase activator. Gene Ontology annotation, molecular function: protein tyrosine phosphatase activator activity; peptidyl-prolyl cis-trans isomerase activity. The record is from RefSeq and is a predicted model, not a curated record. Gene Ontology annotation, cellular component: nucleus; cytoplasm; protein phosphatase type 2A complex. NCBI's taxonomy places the organism in Eukaryota, Fungi, Ascomycota, Eurotiomycetes, Eurotiales, Trichocomaceae. Gene Ontology annotation, biological process: mitotic spindle organization. The transcript has 2 exons. Bases 1 to 1212 code for a protein of 403 amino acids.
AUGAGUACAGACGCAAAACCCGAUCUAUCAAAAAAAUUAGCUGAGCUACGCGCCAGCAAAACACGACGUUCCCCUCCUACAAACCAACAAGACCCGACACCAGUAACACCACCUCUCCCAGCUCCUAUGGAUCUUUCUUCGCAUACAUUCAGUCGACCAACCCGUCGUAUCCUCUCGCCAAAAGACCUCGAGACAUUCACAUCUUCUCCCGCAUACACUCUUAUCCUUGCAUUCAUAUUCGGUCUAUCAGACAAAGUCCGCGGGCGGGCUAUUACGGAUAUCCAGAACGAACGAGUACCAGAAAACAUUGAAAAGAUUCUACGCAUAAUCGACCUACUGGGAUCACUGGUUGAAAAGAACCCUGCACUAGACCAAGGAGGAUCUCGAUUCGGUAACCCGGCGUUCCGUUCCCUCUUCGAUGAUAAUGCUUCACAGUGCCCGGAAUGGCAUCGCGAGAUAUUGGGGAUCGAAAAUACAGAAGCAGUGGAUGAAGUAUCGACGUAUUUAAUUCAUUCCCUUGGCUCACGGGAUCGACUCGACUAUGGUUCUGGACAUGAACUGCAUUUCAUGAUGUGGCUUUUGUGUCUGUACGAAUUAAGAUUUAUCUCCGUCGCGGAUUUCCCCAUGCUCGUUUUCAAGACGACGUAUUAUCUCGAGCCUGCCGGGUCGCAUGGUGUCUGGGGUCUGGACGAUUAUCAUUUCCUCCCUUUCCUAUUCGGAGCUUCCCAGCUCGUGGGACAUCCAUAUAUCACACCGCGCGCCAUUCAUAGCAGCGCCGUCCUCGACGAAGAAGGCGAUAAAUACGUGUACCUCGACCAAGUGCGAUGGGUCGACAGCGUGAAAACGGUCAAGGGUCUCCGCUGGCACAGUCCUAUGCUAGACGACAUCUCUGGCGCAAAGAGUUGGCUCAAGGUCGAGAGCGGGAUGAAGAAGAUGUUUGUCAAGGAAGUGUUGGGGAAACUACCGAUUAUGCAGCAUUUCUUAUUUGGGAGUUUGAUUGCGGCGUCUCCGGAGAUGGGGCAGCAGCAGUCGGAUGAGUCGUCGUCGUCAUCUUCUGAACAGCAGCAGACCGGCCAUGGUCAUAAUCAUACGCAUGGAGAUGACUUUUGGGGGGAUUGUUGUGGUAUCAAGGUUCCUAGUACUAUAGCGGCAGGAGAGGAGAUGAGGAAGCGUAUGGGUGGUGGGGGGUUACGACCGAUUCCGUUUGAUUGA